AUGACAGAACUCAAUUGCAAAUACCUUUUAGGUACAUGUUAUACUUGUCAAAAAUGCUUAUACUACUUUGAGUUUCCACAACCAGAGUCAUGUAAAUGUAAUAAAAAUAAAAAUCUACAAGAACUAAAAAUCCAAAACGUGCACAACAAAUAUACCAGCGCAUUUUCAAGCCAGAUUCAUUAUUUCCAGAAGCAAAUAAAUUUUUGUUUGACGCUAAUGAAAAGUAUGGUUAUAAUAGUAACUUUGAAAAAUCAUUUUCCUACACCUUUUGUAGUACUUGUAAUAGCAAAACUCAAUGGUACAGAAGUAUUGACAAGAAAAACCAUCACUCCAAGUGAUUUAUCAAAUGAAAAAGAAGUUGAAAAUGUUGAUAAAAAAGAGAAUCAUCGAAUAUUCUUUUUGGUGAGUAGUGAUUCUGAAAAGGGAGAGGAUGUUGAUGAUGUAGAAAUUGAUUAUGAAGAUAGUAAUCUUGAAGAAAUAAAAGUGCAGAUACUUGUUAAAAGUAACAAUAUAAAGGUACCUAUGGCGAAAACUUUGAAUAUUGAACCUAUUAGAUAUAAAAAAGUUAUGGAAAAAAUAAGUUCAAUAGUUCAAAAGACUUUGAAAAAAAAAGUCAAAUCAAAAGAUUAUACAAUAUCAUACAAGGCAGUAAAUGCACAUGGACCUUCAAAUGAACUUGAAGAUGAAUCAGAUUUUCAAGAAUUUAUUAGUGAGUAUAAAAGGAUGGCAAAAAUUUGA
Messenger RNA from Rhizophagus irregularis DAOM 181602=DAOM 197198, 738 nucleotides. RefSeq lists its product as uncharacterized. NCBI's taxonomy places the organism in Eukaryota, Fungi, Glomeromycota, Glomeromycetes, Glomerales, Glomeraceae. The record is from RefSeq and is a predicted model, not a curated record.